UCAAAAAGUGAAGCCAGAGACUCACAUCAUUCCGACUCUGAACCUAUUUGGUGUCUGAAAGGAAAGAAAUCCAGUGAUAUCUCAGAGUUAGACGUUGUUUUGUCUGCCUUUGAGAAGACCAUCCUGGAAUAUGAACAAAAAGUAGAAUCUAAAAUUUUUAAGGAAGCCAUCAAAAAAUUUCAUUCUAAUAUGAAAGAAGAACUCAUCAAAACGCUUAAAGAAGUCCAGAUGUCAAAAACUCUGAAAAGGAAGAACACGAAGAUUAUUUCAGAUAUUAAAAAGAAAAGGCAGCAUUUGCUUGAACUCCAGGAUGAACUGCUUUGGUUAGAACCACAGCUGAAACAACUACAAGUCAAAUAUGACAAACUUAAGGAGAGAAAAUCUUCCCUGAGGAAUGCAGCAUGUUUCUUAUCUAACCUAAGACAGCUUCAUCAAGAUUACUCAGAUAUUCGAGAAAAAGAACCUCACGUAAAAGAAACUUAUGAUUCAUCCAACCUUCCAGCUCUGUUAGUCAAAGCGAGAACCCUUUUGGGAGCUGAAAACCACCUAAAAAAUAUCUCCCAUCAAUUAGAGAAGCUCCUUGACCAGAAAGGUGACCAAUCCACUGAAAUGUGACUCUGUAAAGACUAGUCCCCUGC
Mustela lutreola (European mink) is the source of this 638-nucleotide messenger RNA. RefSeq names its product centromere protein U-like. Lineage: Eukaryota; Metazoa; Chordata; Mammalia; Carnivora; Mustelidae. The record is from RefSeq and is a predicted model, not a curated record. Gene Ontology annotation, cellular component: nucleus.